Prunus avium (sweet cherry) is the source of this 867-nucleotide messenger RNA. NCBI's taxonomy places the organism in Eukaryota, Viridiplantae, Streptophyta, Magnoliopsida, Rosales, Rosaceae. The record is from RefSeq and is a predicted model, not a curated record.
AAAGCACCAAAGCCAGCUUAACCAACUUGUAAAAGUUGGAUUUACUACUUCUAUACCAUUUUAGUGUUGCAGGGUUUUUCAAUGCAGACCCGUCUUGCUUUCCAAAGGGCCCUUCUGGGUCUCUGGUUGUGCUUGUUUGCUGUAAGCUUCUGCUACAGCAAUGCAGAGACUAUUGAGGAAGCUGGAGAACAAGCACUAGACAAAGCUUAUUCAGAGCUGCAAACAGAGGCUGCAGAGCUCAAUGAAGAAGGGAAGUUUGUCUUUAAGAAACACCCUCUACCUAAGAUUCCAAUUGUAAAGAAGCCAUUUCCACCAAAGCCCUUCUUCAAGAAGCCACUUCCACCACCAGUUCCAAUCUUCAAGAAGCCACUCCCUCCACCUGUUCCAGUCUUCAAGAUUCCACCCUUCAAGAAGCCGGGUCAUCCGCCGAUACCAGUUGUGGAAGGAAAACCAUUUGUAAAGAAGCCAUUUUCUCAUCCCCUUCCAAAAUUCAAGAAGCCAUCUCUACCUCCUGUUCCAAUCUAUAAGAAGCCACUUCCUCCACCAAUUCCCGUAUACAAGAAACCAUUUCCCCAUCCUAUUUUCAAGAAGCCACUUCCUCCACCCAUUCCAACAUUUCCUCCACAUCCUUUCCUUGGGAAGCCACUCCCUCCUCUGGUUCCCUAAAGCUAGCCUAGUGUUCUUUCACCUAAGCCCAUAUUGUUAAGGGAUGAAAGCAUAGAAGUUAUGCAUUGGUUAGAAUGAAUUACUACAUGGAGAGAGAAAGAGACACACAGAGAGAGAGAGAGAGAGAGAAGAAAGAUGACAACGGAAGAAGAGACUGUUCUUAGAAGUUGGAACUUUACUAUCAACUUUUGCAUUGUAAUA